This is a messenger RNA of Aspergillus mulundensis, 1422 nucleotides long. RefSeq lists its product as uncharacterized. The transcript has a single exon. Gene Ontology annotation, molecular function: phosphatase activity. Lineage: Eukaryota; Fungi; Ascomycota; Eurotiomycetes; Eurotiales; Aspergillaceae. The coding region runs from base 1 to 1422 and encodes 473 amino acids. Gene Ontology annotation, biological process: dephosphorylation. The record is from RefSeq and is a predicted model, not a curated record.
AUGCGUUCUCUUUCACUCAUCGCCCUCUCGGCCAUCCCUCUUCAGGCCUCCGCUGAAAAGGUGCUUGGAGCCUACGUCUUUGCACGCCAUGGAGACCGCACAGCGAAGAUUCUCAAGAACACCGAGCUCACUGUCCUGGGCUACAACCAGGUCUACCAGACCGGCACUGCCUACCAUGACCGCUACAUCAACUCGACUUCCUCGCACUACAUCGACGGCAUCGAGGAGCAGGUUGUCGACCUGGACCAGCUCACUGCCUCGGCCCCGGCCGACGCUGUGCUCCAGAAUUCCGCAACCGGCUUCCUGCAGGGCGUCUACCCCCCUGUCGGGGCCAUGUCCAGCAUGGAACUUGCCAACGACACAACCGUUGAAUCGCCAUUGAACGGCUACCAGCUCAUCCCACUUUCCCUGAUCGAUUCUGGCGCUAGCAGCGAAGACAGCACUUGGCUGCAAGGAACGACAGACUGUAACAAGGCCAAAACUAGCAGCGACAGUUACUACGAGUCCGCUCUGUACAAGAAACUGCUUGACGAAACCAAGGACUUCUACAAGUCCCUUGCUCCGCUCAUCAACACCUCUUUCUCGGAUGCCGACAUGACCUUUAGAAACGCAUACUCCAUCUACGACUACCUCAAUGUCGGCUCUAUUCAUAACAAGACCAACACCCCCACAGAAUCCCAGCUCCACCAAGCUUUCCUCUACGCCAACAUUGAGCAGUACAACCUCGCCUACAACGACUCCGAGACCGUCCGCGCCAUCGCAGGGUCUACUCUCGCUGCCGAGAUGCUCAUGGGUCUCAACGAAACCGUUACCUCUCAGGGAAAGGUGAAGCUCCACGUUGAGUUUGGCUCAUACGGCACUUUUCUCUCGUACUUUGGCCUUGCACAUCUCCCAGCAGCGGAUGUCAACUUUACCGGUAUUCCGGACUACGCCUCGUCCAUGGUCUGGGAGCUCGUCACCAACUCAACCUCGGACUCUUUCCCUUCCACAGACGAGAUCAGCGUCCGCUUCGGCUUCCACAACGGUACCAUGACGAGCUCUUUUUCCAGCCCGACAGAGUUCCCUCUCUAUGACCAGUCCAGUGCCACAAUCCCCUGGUCCACCUUCGUUGAGCAGACGGAGAAAAUUGCUGUUAUGACCACGGAGCAGUGGUGCGAUGUCUGCGGGAACACAAACGGACAAUGUGCUUCGUCCGGUGGCUCGUCUGAUUCCGGAAACGCCUCUACCAACUCUACUGACGGUGGUAACGGCGGUGGAAUCUCCAAGGCUGUGGCCGGUGUCAUUGGUGCUAUGGUGACCCUCGCGGUGGUGCUGGGUCUGCAGGCGCUUUUCCUCCUGAUGGGACCGUUCAGGCUAAGCAAGAAGGGAAGGGCUGCCGAUGCUUCUCCUGAGGGGACGGUUGUGGAAGAGAACAAGGACUAA